CUUGCUGUGCCCAUUCUCGCAUCUCAGGCAGCCCCGUCCAGCAUGCUCAGACACCUGGUGCUGUUGCUGGCCGUGGGGCUGCUGGCUGGGGAGCUGUUGCCGAGGACCGAGGCCCGGGCAACACCCUACGGAGUGAAACUUUGCGGCCGUGAAUUCAUCCGGGCAGUCAUCUUCACCUGUGGGGGCUCCCGGUGGAGACGUGCCCGUGACGCUGUGGAAGAUGCCUUUCCAGAGGUGGACACCGACUCGGAGAGUGAGCUGGAUGAGGCAGUGGCCUUCAGCGAGUGGCUGGCCCUGACCAAGUCCCCUCAGGCCUUCUUCGGGGCCGGACAGGGCUGGCAGGGAACCUCAGGGUCUCUGCGGAGCAGACGCGACGUCCUAGCUGGCCUGUCCAGCAACUGCUGCAAGCGGGGGUGCAGCAAGAGUGAAAUCGGCAGACUCUGCUAGAAGCGGAACUGGGCAGCAGGGGAGCCCCGGGGUGAAUGCCCCAGCCCUGCCAUCCACCUGGCUGGUGUCUGGCUGGGCACUUGUUUCUGGUCCCUCACGCAUUCAUUCAUCAGCAAGUCACGGAGGUCCGGCACUGUGGGCUCAAAGUCCCCCCCACCCAACCCCGAUCUUUGAGCAGUCCAUCCCACCCAUGAGCAAGCUAUGCCCCAACCUGGCCAAAUGGGGACCCUGACGUCUGAGCAGCCCAUAUGAUGCCUUUCUUGGCCUAUUCUGUCUCCUACUGUCCCUACUUACCCAAACUGGCCACACCCAGACCCUUGCCCAAGCUGUGACUCUCUUUUGUCCCAUCUGUGGCCAUUCGCCAGCCCAAAUUACACCCCCACUCCAUUCCAGCCUUCCUGCCUGCCAGCCCCUCUGCCUGCCAGCCCUUCUCCCUCCAACCCCGCCCGCUGGGGGUGGGGGGCGGUUCUAAAGCUGUAGACCCCAGGGUUGGUGGAGGGACUCCUGGGUUUUCUUCAUAUCCUGGGGUGGGAAGCUCAGUGUGUGUGUGUGGUGGGAACGGAU
Cervus elaphus (red deer) is the source of this 1011-nucleotide messenger RNA. It is a transcript of the gene RLN3, whose product is annotated as relaxin 3. Gene Ontology annotation, cellular component: extracellular region. The transcript has 2 exons. Gene Ontology annotation, molecular function: hormone activity. Bases 43 to 447 code for a protein of 134 amino acids. Lineage: Eukaryota; Metazoa; Chordata; Mammalia; Artiodactyla; Cervidae. The record is from RefSeq and is a predicted model, not a curated record.